Molecule: messenger RNA, 1548 nt
Organism: Spodoptera littoralis (African cotton leafworm)
Lineage: Eukaryota; Metazoa; Arthropoda; Insecta; Lepidoptera; Noctuidae
Source: the annotation of a GenBank genome assembly
AUGGCAGAGAAGAUUGUCAUAACCAGUGGCAACCAGCCCAUUGUAAAGAUAGGGCAUUAUACGCUGGGAGCUACCCUUGGCGUCGGUACCUUCGGCAAGGUGAAAAUAGGAGAGCACCAGCUGACCAAACACAAGGUCGCCGUGAAGAUUCUGAACAGACAGAAGAUAAAGAGCCUCGAUGUCGUGGGGAAGAUCAGACGUGAGAUACAGAACCUUAAGUUGUUCAGACACCCGCAUAUUAUUAAACUGUACCAGGUGAUAUCCACUCCAACUGACAUAUUCAUGAUAAUGGAAUAUGUGUCUGGUGGUGAACUGUUCGACUACAUAGUGAAGAGAGGCAAGCUCCAAGAGCAUGAAGCCAGGAGGUUUUUCCAACAGAUUAUAUCAGGUGUGGACUAUUGCCAUAGACACAUGAUAGUGCACAGAGACCUUAAACCUGAGAACCUCCUUCUUGACCACAAUAUGCAUGUAAAGAUAGCUGACUUUGGACUUUCCAACAUGAUGAUGGAUGGAGAAUUUUUAAGGACAUCAUGUGGAUCACCUAAUUAUGCGGCACCUGAGGUUAUAUCAGGAAAACUAUAUGCAGGACCAGAAGUAGAUGUAUGGUCAUGUGGAGUCAUACUCUAUGCUCUACUCUGUGGAACACUACCGUUUGACGAUGAACAUGUUCCGACACUGUUCAGGAAGAUUAAAUCUGGCAUAUUCCCCAUACCUGAGUACCUGAAUAAGAGUGUAGUUAGUUUGCUAUGCAUGAUGCUGCAAGUGGAUCCGAUGAAGAGAGCCUCUAUUGAGGAUGUAAAGAAACAUGAGUGGUUCCAAAAAGACCUGCCAGGGUAUCUAUUCCCGUCUCCCGUUGAGCAGGUAAUUACAGACAGCAGUGUCAUCGACACAGAGGCGAUAUCUGAAGUGUGCGACAAGUUUGGCGUGAAAGAACAUGAAGUUCACAACGCUCUACUGAGCGGAGACCCUCACGACCAAUUGGCCAUCGCCUACCAUCUCAUCAUAGACAAUAAGAGAAUCGCUGACGAAGCUGCUAAAGCAGAAAUAAAGGACUUUUAUGUAGCAAGUAACUCGCCGCCCGCGGCGUCAGAGACGGCACGUCCGCACCCCGAGCGGAUCGCACCGCAUCCACACCAACAGCAGGACAAAGCGAGAGGGACACCAGUGAAGAGAGCAAAAUGGCACUUGGGCAUCAGAUCUCAAAGCAAACCGAACGACAUCAUGCUAGAAGUGUUCCGCGCCAUGAAAGCUCUCGACUACGAAUGGAAAGUUAUCAACCCUUAUCACGUAAGGGUACGCACACUUAACAAAAUGACGGAAAAGUACGUGAAGAUGUCACUACAGUUAUACCAGGUGGAUUACAAGUCUUAUUUAUUGGACUUCAAGUCUUUGUCCGGGGAAAAGGAAGAUUCUGACGAGGAGGCAGCCUCGCCUCUAGUUGCGGCGGCCCCGCCCCCGCCCCCCGCGUCUCCAACGGGACCUCAAGGACAUCACACUAUGGAGUUCUUCGAAAUGUGUGCCGCUCUCAUCAUACAACUAGCGCGGUAA